Molecule: messenger RNA, 3446 nt
Organism: Chelonoidis abingdonii (Abingdon island giant tortoise)
Lineage: Eukaryota; Metazoa; Chordata; Testudines; Testudinidae
Gene: SUSD1
Product: sushi domain containing 1
Molecular function (GO): calcium ion binding
Source: RefSeq, a predicted model, not a curated record
AUGCGGAAGCGGAGGGGACCUGUGGAGGCCUGCCGGAAGCUGUUAGGGGGCUGUGCAGGCGCCGAUGGGCCCCUUAGGGGGCUGUGGACGCGGCUGCUCCUGCUGCUCUUGCUUCAGGCUACCCGCCCUGCGCAGGCUGCAACAAAUAGUUCAGUCCAAGAUGUCUGUGCCACUUGCCAUGCUAACGCCACAUGUCAGCAAAAAGAAGGCAAAAACAUCUGCAUCUGUAACUAUGGAUUUGUGGGUAAUGGGAGGACUCACUGUCAAGAUAAAGAUGAAUGCCAGAUUGGAGCGAGCAAGAUCUGUGGCGAGCAUACGUCAUGUCACAAUACACAUGGAAGUUUUUACUGCAUUUGUCUUGAAGGAUACCAUCCCUCUAACAACAACAAGACAUUUAUUCCCAAUGAUGGCACGUAUUGUACAGAUAUAGAUGAAUGCCAGCUCUCAGGUCUGUGUGGUGUCGGGGGACGAUGUGUGAACACUGUUGGAAGCUACAACUGCUACUGUAUGGAAGGAUAUAGACCAGAAAAUGGAACAGAAUUUUUUCAUCCAGCUGGGAACACUGUUUCAUGCAAAGAAAUUAGCUGUGGCCCUCUAGAGAUCACGCAUGGACACAUCCUAGGGAACUACACCUCUGUGCUGGGGAGUGAAGUUCAUUAUGAGUGUGAAGAAGGGUUUUACAGUGAAGGGGGAAACGUAUCUGUUUGCACCAAAGAUGAAAUCUGGGAACCCUCUGUCGUAAGCUGUAAAGCUGUGGAUUGUGGAGUCCCACCUUCUGUCUUGAAUGCAUAUUCAGAUCCUGUAAAGAGGACCACCUAUGGAAAUGAAGUUGCUUAUAAUUGCCUGCAUGGUUAUGUUAUUGAAAGUGGUAACCAGACUGCAGUUUGUAAUGCCAAAGGACAAUGGGAAGGUGCUGAUCUGGUGUGCAAAGAAAUAGACUGUGGCAGACCUUUGUGGAUUCCACAUGCAGAAAUGAUCUGGGACAACUCCACAACUCUAGGAAGCAUGGUGUACUAUAAAUGUAGUGAAGGGUUUCAUUUUAGUGGAGAGAAGAAUUUUUCACAAUGCACAAUAAUUCAGAAGUGGGAAAAUAUCACUGGUGUAUGUGAAGUAACAGACUGUGGCAGACCUCCUUCAAUCCCCAACACAGACAUGAUUUGGAACAACAUCUCCCAGCUGGGGAGUGCAGUGCACUAUCAAUGUAAAAAGGGAUUCCACAGCAUAAAUGGGAGGAAUAUGUCACGUUGUACUUAUAAUGGAUCCUGGGAAAUUCCAGCUCUAAUAUGUAGAGAAGUAGACUGUGGCAUUCCUCCACCAAUACAACAUGCUGAGCUAGUGUGGAAUUCCAGUUCAAGUCUUGGAAGUGUGGUGCAGUAUUCAUGUCAGAAGGGAUUUGAAUAUGCUGGUGGAAACAAUAUUUCAGUUUGCACAGAAGAAGGUGUUUGGGUAAAAAGCACUUUAACAUGCACAGUGAAGGCAGCCAUUGGAAAUGUGUCUGUAUUUAAUCAAACCUGUGUGAAGUGGAGAAGGAACACUAGAGAAACCAACUUGAAGGUGGUGUAUUUGUUUCAUGUACAAGGGCGAAGAUGGCAUCAAAAGGCAUUUUUUCAUGAAGCAACGUUUAACUUCACAGCAGAGAAAGAAACUCCAGAGCUGUGUCUAGACCUAAAAGCAGGCAGUAACUACACUGUGAACAUCACUGUAUUGUCUCCUGAGCCCUCGAGACCAGUCACUGUAACAAUCAAUACAGUUGAAGAGGAAGGAUUCCACAAUGUUUCAGUAUUUAAUGAUACCUGUUUGAAAUGGAAGAGACAUUCUGGAAGAACUGGGGUGAAGGAAACCUAUCUAUUGCACAUACAGGAACAACAGGGAUACUUGGUGAAAUCCUCCCAUGAAAUGAUGAUUAACUUCACCACAGAGGAAGAGAACCCAGAGGUAUGCCUGCCUCUACACCUGGGCGUAAACUACACUGUAUCUAUCACUGAGAUAUCUACCAAGCUUGUUUUACAAAUCCCCAUAAUGCUCCCAGCAACUGAAGAGGAAUUGCUCAGCAAUGUCUCUGUAUUUAAUGAAACCUGCGUGAAGUGGCAGAGAAAAGGUACAAGAGCUCGGACAAAGGAAAUAUAUACAUUUCAUAUAUUGGGACGAAGACAGUACCAGAAGGAAUUCUCUCGUGAAAUGAUAUUUAACUUCACAACAGAUGAAGAGACUCCAGAGGUGUGUUUAGAGCUGAACUCUGAUGCUAACUACAUGGUGAACAUUACUACAGCAUCCUCUAAGGGGACCUCAGCCCUAAUUACUAUAGCAAUUAAGACAGAGGUAAAGGAAGCCUUCAGGAAUAUGGUGAUACUUAACGACACCUGCUUGAAAUGGAGGCAAAGCCUAAGGAGAGCUGAUAGGAAGGAAAUCUAUUCAUUUCACAUACAGGGUCGACGCUUUUAUCAGAAGGAGUUCUUUCAUGAAAUGGCCUUUAACCUCACCACUUACGGACAGACUCCAGAGGUGUGUCUUGAUUUGCACCCAGGCACCAAUUACACUGUGAAUAUUUCCAUGGCAGCUUUGGAUCUUUCUGUGCUAGUUUCCAUGACAACUCCAAUUAUUGAUCCUCUGUUCCCAGAAAUAGAGUUUGUUACAGUACAAGGGCCUGCACCAGUACUCAGCCUACGAAAAGCAGAAGAUAGAAAUGGACCUAUCAGUUUUUAUCAAGUGAUUGUGCUUCCCUUGGCCUUGCAAAGCACAUUUACUUGUGAUUCCCUGGCUGCUGUGACUUUCUUUAACAAUGCCACUGAUGCUGAGGGGUAUGUGGCAGCUGAAUUCCUCGCCAAGGAUGUUGCUGACAACAUGCUGAUCUCUCUUGGAGACAGACAUUACUACGGGGCUUUCUAUAAUGCUCCCUUAAAGCAGGGGAAAGAUUACUGUGUGGUACUGAGAAUUAUAAGCCAAUGGAAUAAGGUGAGGACGCAAUCUUGUGCACUUUGGGCACAAAUUGAAGAUUUAUCACCCACUCUGCAACAUCUGACUCUUGCUGGAUUAGGGUCAGUCACUGCUGUCUGCCUUAUACUGUUCUUGUCCUUCUUGGCAGCACGAAUGACCAUGUUCCAUGGAACGCAUCAACAUUGCAGACAUAUGCCAAUCUCUCCCAGUGUCCUCUGGCUCAUCCACACCGUGUCAAUGCUAAGGGCAGGUCUACACUACCCGCCAGAUCAGCAGGUAGACAUGAUACAUCGAUCCCCGAAUGCACUCCCCGUUGACUCCGGGACUCCAUCAGGCCGAGAGGUGGAAGCGGAGUCGACAGGGGAGCGGUGGCUGUCGAUCUCGUGCCGCAAGGAUGUGAAUGUUUAUAACUCACAACUUCAGUGCUGUGCAGUGGACAAGUACACUGCUACCUUGACAUAACGCCACCCGAUAUAACACAAAUUUGGAUAUAGCACGGUAAAGCAGUGCUC